AUGGACUUCAAUGUGACGAGCUGCUGCUCGAUGGGGGCACGGGGGGGACGCGUCGGAGGGCGGCUUCCCCAGCAGGGGCACUCCUGCGCCGCCGGCCAAGACAUGCCCGACCUGACUCUGGCAUGGCCUGGCCUUGCCCCCGUCGAACCCGCCCACGCGGCAGUGGGGCGCGGGGCGCACGAGUCGGAGGCCCCAGCUGCGGAGGUUGAUCCAGAGGUCCCCUGCGCGGAGCCCCCGAAGGGCCCCGCCCGCAGCUUGGCCCGCCAGGCCGUCACUGGGCGGGGCCGCUGCGGGCACACGAGUUUCAAAGUUUUGAGUGCGCGUGUGUAUAUAGCUUAG
This is a messenger RNA of Prorocentrum cordatum, 339 nucleotides long. NCBI's taxonomy places the organism in Eukaryota, Dinophyceae, Prorocentrales, Prorocentraceae. The record is from the annotation of a GenBank genome assembly.